Messenger RNA from Nematostella vectensis (starlet sea anemone), 12106 nucleotides. RefSeq lists its product as uncharacterized. The coding region runs from base 4452 to 12005 and encodes 2517 amino acids. The record is from RefSeq and is a predicted model, not a curated record. The transcript has 12 exons. Lineage: Eukaryota; Metazoa; Cnidaria; Anthozoa; Actiniaria; Edwardsiidae.
CCCCCUGAAAAAUUAGUUCCACUUUUUCGGAUUUCGCCCCUCCCCCCCCACGGGCAUCGGGACCUAGGGAAGCAGAAGGACUGGCAGGUCCACGGCGAGCUAGGGAGAGCUACCUACCUAAGUUUAAAUUGGAGUAGGAGCUUGUUGAGUGAGGGUUUUUUAUGGGAUGGUUUUUAUUGAAAAAAAAGGGAAAGAAGUGAAAAAAUUAUUUAUCUAUAUUUUUCGUUAACACUGAAAAAGAUUAAUGAAAAAAUACGUUUCCGUCGAGUACCGAACGCACUGAUGAAGAAACCCCCAAUAAAUUCGCCCUUACCUACUCAAUCUCUAAUAAACGCUGUGAAGAAGAAUUACGAGGAUUUUAAUGAAUGAUUUAUAUGAAAAACUUUGAAAGUCACAAAGGAACACAUAUUUUCAAUAUUAACAGACAGAUGGGUACUGUGAAGUUUGGGAGGGAUAGAUAUAUUUUAAAUUUGAUCUGAGAAGUUUAAAUUUGAGUAGGGGCUAGUUGAGGUUUUGAGUAAGAAAAAAAAUUAGCCAUGGCACAAACCAUAUAUAAUUUACUAAUUUCACUAUGGAAUAAAAAUGGAAUAUCACGAGAGCUAGUGGUUAGAAUUCGGUGAAUGAAAAGACAAAAAACGGUACAAUGUGCAAUGACAAAGAUGCUACUACCCAACACCUUUGGAUAUAACAAUAAUAUAUGUAUAAUCUUGUUUUUUAUUGUAUAUGCCAUAUCACAACACUGAUUGGGGCAAGUAAGGUAAGAAGCAUCAUCUCUUGAGGUGGGGAUGGAGUGUUUGAAAAUUGUUAAAUAUUUCUUAAACAUUUUCUUGGUUCACUGCCCUCAAUGUGCUAUCACUUAGGGGUAAGUUUAUUUUAACACCCAAAGUGAGCUAUAUUGUAUUAACAAUAUAAUUUAGGUUAUAUAUAUUAUUUCAUUUAUGUUAGUGCAAAGUAAAUAACAAUAUCUAUUAAUGCUAUUAUAUUGUUCAAACAUUUAUAUUUUGUAGUCUGUAAUAUCCAGACUUGAAAUUAUAGCAUAUACAUAUCAUUAAUGGCACUAGAAAGACAACACAAGUCUCUAGAUUUCAUUGAAAUGUUCCAUAAAAUUAAAAUGACAUUCAAUGAGGGAUAAAGUUAUUUUAGGAAGAAAACAAACAUUAUCUAAAGGAAGGACCAAAAUACCAACAAAUUAGCACAAAAAUACCAAAAUAACUUUCAUAGUUUUACAUAUUUUACACUACACAUGGCUACUGACAUGUGUACCUCUAAAAAAGUUACCAAACCAAAGCAGCAGGCUCAAGCUUUUCUAGUUGAGUUACUUACUUAAGCUUAUACAAUAUUUUUUUACGAAUAUUGAUGAACGGCAUUACUAAAAAGCGGAACCGGCGGAACCAGAAUAUUUCGUUUAGUUAUAGGGGUAGGGAUGUCAUACUAGGAUCACCAUUUAUUUCCUUUCUAAUCUGAACACAUUCCUUUGUGAAAUGCUAAGACAACAUCACUAAGCGCAGAUGUGCUACGUUAUUUCACGCACAUUUGACAUUCUGUCAUAUGCAAUUUGUAUCCAUCUGUAUCCUUGUUUAGAAGCGCGUCUCUACAUCAGGUACAAGGUUAUUUUUAAUCCCUAGAUUUAAUUGUUUUACAUACCUUAAUCCCUAGAUUUAAUUGUUUUACAUACCUUAUUUGCUGUCUCGAUUUUAAAUUCCUUAUAACAUGUACACUUCGAGUGUUUUAAUCAAGCAUUGUCAUCUCUGACUUUUAGCUGAGGCACUGCUAUUACUGUAAGUAAAGUCCAUUUUCUCAGAAUAUACAUGCACUCACUGCUGGAUGAAACCUGGGUAUAAUAAAUUUCACCUUCUGUCAUCAAAAUAGAUGUGAUUAUUACAAUACUCAUAAUCAAUCACUCAUAUUUGUUGUAUAUCCAGUGCGGUCAUGAAUAUUGGGGGUAUGCCAUUGUCUUUAUUUACAGGCUGAAAUUAUAUGGCUUUCAAAAUUAUUUCAGGAAUGGUGCUGUAUAAUUCCACUUUCUGGUAAAUUUGACAUUAUUGCAGUAUUCUAGAAAAAGGAUUACCUUCUAUAUUUUCACAUUGUUGUCUUUUUGAUAUGGAUAUGGUUGUUAGCAUGAUGUACACAGGCACGUACCCAGGAUUGGCUGUGGGGGGAUGUGCAGUCAUAGGUAUAUUUAAAAAGGAUAAGAAUUUGCCCAUUUUUUGUGGCCGAAGGGGGGUGAGCAUACAUUCUGUGCACCCUCCUGUGUACUUGCCUGAUACACAUGCAAGAGAAAACUCGAGUGAAGCAUAUGAGAAUUUCUCAGUUUGCAGCACUGGUCAACACCUUAGUACCAAGUGACACAUCUUGGGGCUUCUCCUGAUGGAAUUAUUAUGAUCCUGUCUGGUAAAAGAUGAUGAUGGUGAUAUAAAACUCAGCUUCUUAUUGUAGAGAUGAGUUUUGUGAUGUUGUUGGAACAAAACAAUAUUUUCAUAAUGCAAUAAUCUGUAAGAACAUUAUUGUUCUUUAGACUAAUAUUUUUUUAACAAACUGCAUAUUACCAUGACAAGCAUGUUUAUAAAGCCAAACAUCAAGGCACUUAAAUUGACAUCAAAUGUUAUUAAUGUUAUUCCAAAACACCUAUUCAAUUUGUCCAUUAUCAACAUAGAAUUCAAGCCCUUUAUUAUCUGUUAUUAUAUUAAGAAAAGAGCUGUAUACUGGCCAUGUUGUAUAUAGAGAUUAGAAAUUAGAUAUAGUUGAUGAGCAUCAAGAAACCAUAUGACUUACAUAUGUGUGUGUCUAAGACUUGUCUGUAAGAUUUGUACAGGGCACAACAAAUAAUGGCUGUGACUCCAGAUCCAAAUGCAAGUCAAAAAUGAAAUCCAUGGGCAGUGUUGGUCUUGGCAUAUCCCUUUGAGGCCACUCAAUGAGAAAUUGCAUUUUUUUAUGCAUCAAAUCCAAGCCUCAUAUGCUAAAUUCAGUUUACUGUGACACAAGUUUAAACAAAGUUGCAUAGGGACAAGUAAUAUUAGCUGCAAACAGGUACAUAGCCAGGAUUUUGGGUGUUGGGGGGGGGGGGGUGUCUAUUAAUUAAGUGUAAACAAUUUCUCUUGGCUAAGGCUUCCUAGCUCGCAGUAUUUCUCAAGUUUAUCCCAAUCUCAAGGGUCUUUUCUCUCAAGGGAAAAGAGUCUCCGACUUUUCUGUUCGGAUAAAGUGAAGAGAACUCUUAUCACAAUUCACUAUUCUAAGUUCCUAAUCCAUUGGACAAAAUGUCAUUACAAGUCAUGUCUGUCUGGAAGGAUACCUCUGUUACCAUUGAGGAAGCCCAUGUUCUGUCAAAGUGAGUGUAUUUCAAUGUAUGAGUCAAUUACAAAAACGUGAUCAUUUCGGUAUAUAAAAGGGAAAUAAACAACCUUUACUUUCUUCGACAUCAUGUUCAACGCCCGAUAUGUUUGUAGUCUCAUUCUGACUGUUAGCUUUCUUACAGUAUAAAAAAUACAAUUUGUUGCGGGAUUUAAACUCGCUGUACUGAUGACAUUCUACCGGCAAAAGAGAAAUAAAGGGAGACUUAAACACACUAUUACAAGGUUUAUAGUUUUAUUAAUCGCGAAAAAGUAAGUUUUUCACUAACAUAGUUAUCUUAACCCCCCCCCCCCCACAUUCCUUUAUAAACUAUUGAAAGUAGCCUUGGGCUACGUGUGACAAAACGGGAUUUUAAUAUUUACAGCGUAAUUACACAUUUCAGAAUUACUUACAACACCACAGACGACAUUGGGGUGAUUUUCAUACCUUUCAAAAACGAAUUACUAGAAACUCUUACGAUUUUCGACUCCUUUUCAUUUGGAGAGACGAAUUUCGCAGCUUUUCACGCCAUUGUUCUGUAAAUUAUUUCGCCUUUUAGUAAAAAUUUCCGCAGAACCCUGAAGAAACCUUCCCUCUUUUGAAUAGAUCGAUUUGUACACUCGAAAACAGUGCAAAUAUAUGACAUUUUAACAGGUGCACGGCACUUGUACGAAAUGUAGAACAACCAUCUUUGCGUGUCUGUUUUGACCACCACUUCAACUUUGGCAUAUCUAAUGUGGCGGAUGUGACGUCAUUUGCAACCCAAGAAUACUGUCUAGCUUGCGCGCGCGUCCACUUUCGUCGAUGCUUCGAAGCUCGCGCUAGAAACAAAAAGGCUCAUGGGAAUUUAUCGAUGGAUAAUUCCAAACAGCCUCUGGUGGUAUUUUAUAAUAUGUGACGUCACAUAAGAAACUACUCAGCUUCGUUUUGUAUGGGUGUGUUAAUUAAUAAUAUGUUAUUAAUUAGGGGAAACGUAUUUUUUCAACUUUGGUGAGAGCUCGAAGAGAGCUCGAGGAUGAUUACGUAAUGUCUGACGUCAUAAUCAGCAUUCCCCCAAACUGAUCAAAACGUUCAUGAAAGCGAAACGAUAAACAAGUAUUCAUGGAGCGUACCAAGUUUUCAAAAUGAUAGAGUUUUUUAAGGACCACCCCGUCCUCACCGGACUAGCAGUCUGCACAGCAGGAGCCGCAGCGUUCUGCUAUUGCAGAAGUAAAUCGAGUGUCGAGAGUGAUGGUCAAGGAAAAGAGACCAAAGAAGAAGUACCCGUCGCGGUACAAGACGCUGUCGAAGAUGUCUCCGCGUGUUUUCCAGCCGACCUUUUGCAAGCGGAGAAGUCUUCACAAUGUCGAGAAUUGCUUGUUUAUCAAGCCCGUUCUUGGGAGCUUUUGCUGCCCAGCUACAAGCAAGUGUUCCCGGAGCUCCACCCCCGGAACCUGCUUAAGAUCUUCAUCAAGCCACGACUGCUGAUGCCAAUUGUAGUCUUUCCCGUGGCUGCUCCAUGGCAAGCAAUCGUUGUCUUUGAGUGUCCCGCUCCCACCGUCGUGCUGGGGGAAAUCCUGUACCUGAUGUCAGCGGUUACCUUCGCCGCUCUUAUAUGCUUUGUUAUCAACUUCGUCAUGAAGAUGCAUAUCCAGUCGAAGGUCAAAUCCCUUCAGGGACGCCCUCUUGCCAGCAUCACCGAGGUGCACCAGAUCCAAGAGGAGAAUGGUGCUUAUCCAUCUAUUGCGUCGACAGACCGCCGAGAGAGUGAUGCUCUCGUAACCACCGAGGUGAACGUCCAGCCGUCCUCAUCCGUAAAGUCGAUUGUGACUGCAUCCUCUACAGGACUCAAGGAGCUCCGCCCUUUUGACCUGCGUGCAUCAUGGGACACACAAAGCCUCGAGAGCCUAGCAGUUUGUGCAUCGCGCCAGGGGCGUCAGGUCACACUCCAUCCCUCACUCGCCGAGUUUCUGAAUACGCUGAUGAGACCCCUCAGCUUAGAGCUUGAGCAAAUGGAGUUUCCGUCAUCAGCUAAAAGACCUGUGCUUGUUACCAUGCAUGGUAGACAUGCAAUCAUUCGACAUCGCGUCAAGGUUCAUCUGAUGGAUUACUGCGCAACAGAACCAGACAACAUGUCUACCCUCAUAUCUUCUGUCAGCCAGGUGUCACAUGAUGAGCAUGAGUGGAUGGUGGCAGAGAUGUCUGAGCACCUUAAAGCUAACACAGUCAGUGUAACCACUCUGCAACUAGGCCUUGAGGGAAUUGGCAUGGAUUUCAUUGAUACAACAGCCCGCCCUCUAUCAGUGUCUGUAUUUGGAUGCUUGGAGGGGGAAGCUCAGGUCGAGACUAAACAAAACCAAGCUUGCAUCAUGGCGAUUGAAGACAUGUUCAAGCCGUCCUCGCGAGUGAAACAGAUGGUGACGGAAUUGCUUUGCGGUUUCAAGAAGCCUUACCGUCCUCACAUUUGUGGAUCAUUGAAAACUCAAAGUGCUGAGGGACGCCCUCUUGCCAGCAUCACCGAGGUGCACCAGAUCCAAGAGGAGACUGGUGCUUGUCCAUCUAUUGCGUCGACAGACCGCCGAGAGAGUGAUGCUCUCGUAACCACCGAGGUGAACGACCAGCCGUCCUCAUCCGUAAAGUCGAUUGUGACUGCAUCCUCUACAGGACUCAAGGAGCUCCGCCCUUUUGACCUGCGUGCAUCAUGGGACACACAAAGCCUCGAGAGCCUAGCAGCUUGUGCAUCGCGCCAGGGGCGUCAGGUCAGACUCCAUCCCUCACUCGCCGAGUUUCUGAAUACGCUGAUGAGACCCCUCGGCUUAGAGCUUGAACAAAUGGAGCCUCCGUCAUCAGCUAAAAGACCUGAGCUUGUUACCAUGCAUGGUAGACAUGCAAUCAUUCGACGUCGCGUCAAGGUUCAUCUGUUGGAUUACUGCGCAACAGAACCAGACAACAUGUCUACCCUCCUAUCUUCUGUCAGCCAGGUGUCACAUGAUGAGCAUGAGUGGAUGGUGGCAGAGAUGUCUGAGCAACUUAAAGCUAACACAAUCAGUGUAGCCACACGGCAACUAAGCCUUGAGGGAAUUGGCAUGGGUUUCAUUGAUACAACAGCCCGCCCUCUAUCAGUGUCUGUAUUUGGAUGCUUGGAGGGGGAAGCUCAGGUCGAGACUAAACAAGACCAAGCUUGCAUCAUGGCGAUUGAGGACAUGUUCAAGCCGUCCUCUCGAAAGAAACAGAUGGUGACCGAAUUGCUUUCCGGUUUCAAGAAGCCUUACCGUCCUCACAUUUGUGGAUCAUUGAAAACUCAAAGUGUUAAAGGAGGUCGUCUUGCCAGCAUCACAGAGGUGCACCAGUUCCAAGAGAAGACUGGUGCUUGUCCAUCUAAUGCGUCGACAGACCGCCAAGAGAGUGAUGCUCUCGUAACCACCGAGGUGAACGUCCAGCCGUCCUCAUCCGUAAAGUCGAUUGUGACUGCAUCCUCUACAGGACUCAAGGAGCUCCGCCCUUUUGCCCUGCGUGCAUCAUGGGACACACAAAGCCUCGAGAGCCUAGCAGCUUGUGCAUCGCGCCAGGGGCGUCAGGUCACACUCCAUCCCUCACUCGCCGAGUUUCUGAAUACGCUGAUGAGACCCCUCAGCUUAGAGCUUGAACAAAUGGAGCCUCCGUCAUCAGCUAAAAGACCUGUGCUUGUUACCAUGCAUGGUAGACAUGCAAUCAUUCGACGUCGCGUCAAGGUUCAUCUGUUGGAUUACUGCGCAACAGAACCAGACAACAUGUCUACGCUCUUAUCUUCUGUCAGCCAAGCGUCACAUGAUGAGCAUGAGUGGAUGGUGGCAGAGAUGUCUGAGCGCCUUAAAGCUAACACAGUCAGUGUAACCACUCUGCAACUAAGCCUUGAGGGAAUUGGCAUGGGUUCCAUUGAUACAACAGCCCGCCCUCUAUCAGUGUCUGUAUUUGGAUGCUUGGAGGGGGAAGCUCAGGUCGAGACUAAACAAGACCAAACUUGCAUCAUGGCGAUUGAAGAAAUGUUCAAGCCGUCCUCGCGAGUGAAACAGAUGGUGACGGAAUUGCUUUGCGGUUUCAAGAAGCCUUACCGUCCUCACAUUUGUGGAUCAUUGAAAACUCAAAGUGCUGAGGGACGCCCUCUUGCCAGCAUCACCGAGGUGCACCAGAUCCAAGAGGAGACUGGUGCUUGUCCAUCUAUUGCGUCGACAGACUGCCAAGAAAGUGAUGCUCUCGUAACCACCGAGGUGAACGUUCAGCCGUCCUCAUCCGUAAAGUCGAUUGUGACUGCAUCCUCUACAGGACUCAAGGAGCUCCGCCCUUUUGACCUGCGUGCAUCAUGGGACACACAAAGCCUCGAGAGCCUAGCAGCUUGUGUAUCGCGCCAGGGGCGUCAAGUCACACUCCAUCCCUCUCCCGCCGAGUCUUUGACUACGCUGAUGAGACCCCUCAGUUUAGAGCUUAACCAAAUGGAGCCUCCGUCAUCAGCUAAAAGACCUGUGCUUGUUACCAUGCAUGGUAGACAUGCAAUCAUUCGACGUCGCGUCAAGGUUCAUCUGUUGGAUUACUGCGCAACAGAACCAGACAACAUGUCUACCCUCCUAUCUUCUGUCAGCCAGGUGUCAUAUGAUGAGCAUGAGUGGAUGGUGGCAGAGAUGUCUGAGCACCUUAAAGCUAACACAAUCAGUGUAACCACACGGCAACUAAGUCUUGAGGGAAUUGGCAUGGGUUUCAUUGAUACAACAGCCCGCCCUCUAUCAGUGUCUGUAUUUGGAUGCUUGGAGGGGGAAGCUCAGGUCGAGACUAAACAAGACCAAGCUUGCAUUAUGGCGAUUGAAGACAUGUUCAAGCCGUCCUCGCGAGUGAAACAGAUGGUGACGGAAUUGCUUUCCGGUUUCAAGAAGCCUUACCGUCCUCACAUUUGUGGAUCAUUGAAAACUCUAAGUGUUAAGGGAGGCCGUUUUGCCAGCAUCACAGAGGUGCACCAGUUCCAAGAGAAGACUGGUGCUUGUCCAUCUAAUGCGUCGACAGACCGCCAAGAGAGUGAUGCUCUCGUAACCACCGAGGUGAACGUCCAGCCGUCCUCAUCCGUAAAGUCGAUUGUGACUGCAUCCUCUACAGGACUCAAGGAGCUCCGCCCUUUUGACCUGCGUACAUCAUGGGACACACAAAGCCUCGAGAGCCUAGCAGCUUGUGCAUCGCGUCAGGGGCGUCAGGUCACACUCCAUCCCUCACUUGCCGAGUUUCGGGAUACGCUGAUGAGACCCCUCAGCUUAGAGCUUAAACAAAUGGAGCCUCCAUCAUCAGCUAAAAGACCUGUGCUUGUUACCAUGCAUGGUAGACAUGCAAUCAUUCGACGUCGCGUCAAGGUUCAUCUGUUGGAUUACUGCGCAACAGAACCAGACAACAUGUCUACCCUCCUAUCUUCUGUCAGCCAGGUGUCACAUGAUGAGCAUGAGUGGAUGGUGGCAGAGAUGUCUGAGCACCUUAAAGCUAACACAGUCAGUGUAACCACUCUGCAACUAAGCCUUGAGGGAAUUGGCAUGGCUUUCAUUGAUAGAACAGCCCGCCCUCUAUCAGUGUCUGUAUUUGGAUGCUUGGAGGGGGAAGCUCAGGUCGAGACUAAACAAGACCAAGCUUGCAUUAUGGCGAUUGAAGACAUGUUCAAGCCGUCCUCGCGAGUGAAACAGAUGGUGACAGAGUUGCUUUCCGGUUUCAAGAAGCCUUACCGUCUUCACAUUUGUGGAUCAUUGAAAACUCAAAGUGCUGAGGGAGGCCGUUUUGCCAGCAUCACAGAGGUGCACCAGUUCCAAGAGAAGACUGGUGCUUGUCCAUCUAAUGCGUCGACAGACCGCCAAGAGAGUGAUGCUCUCGUAGCCACCGAGGUGAACGUCCAGCCGUCCUCAUCCGUAAAGUCGAUUGUGACUGCAUCUUCUACAGGACUCAAGGAGCUCCGCCCUUUUGACCUGCGUGCAUCAUGGGACACACAAAGCCUCGAGAGCCUAGCAGCUUGUGCAUCGCGCCAGGGGCGUCAGGUCAGACUCCAUCCCUCACUCGCCGAGUUUCUGAAUACGCUGAUGAGACCCCUCAGCUUAGAGUUUGAGCUAAUUGAGCCUCUGUCAUCGUCAGCUGAACGAUCUGUGUUGGUUAGCUUUAAUGGAAGAUACGCGACCAUUCGACGUCGCGUUAAGGUUCAUCUGAUGGAUUACUGCGCAACAGAACCAGACAACAUGUCUACCCUCCUAUCUUCUGUCAGCCAGGUGUCACAUGAUGAGCAUGAGUGGAUGGUGGCAGAGAUGUCUGAGCACCUUAAAGCUAACAAACUCAAUGUUUCCACUCUGCAACCAAACCUUGAGAGAUUUGGCAUGGGUCUUAUGGAUAUGGCAUAUAAGAUAUGUUCUCUAUUAAAGCCUGGAUUUGGCAGCGGGAAGGAAGAAGCUCGUAAGGAAGAAUCCGAGGAGACGAAACAAUACCAAGCUUGUUUUAUAUCAACUGAAGAAAUGUUCUCGCCGGUGAGACAGAUGGUAAUCGAUUUACCUUCCGGUCUCAUGAAGCCCUACCUUCCUGGCAUUCGUGGAUCACGAAAAAUCCAUCUAAUCUAUGACUGUGCCACAGCGCCAGAGCAUAUGGCAGCGCUUCCAUCGUCUGCCAUCCAGCUGUCACAGGAUGACCAUCAGUAUUUGGUAGCAGAAAAGAGAUCGGAUUGCCUCGAUGCAACUCCUGCAACAGAUCUUGCAAGAGUUGACGCAUGUUUUCCAGCUAUAGCAGUCCCUAAUCCAGUGUCUGUGCCUAAGUCAGCUUCGUUUGGGGAGGAACGUCAAGGCGAAAACCCUAAUCUUAAGCAUCAUGAAUGUUGUGAAGAAGAGCCUCAGUGCCCAAUCACAGAGCCCAACGGUGUUACUACGCUGAGAACAGAUUUUGCAGGUGAUUUACCAGAUACACCAUUCCCAACACCAGUUUAUGAGUCUAAAUCAUCUUCGCUGGGAGAGGAAAGUAAAGGCGAAGACACUGCGCUAGAGCAGCAUGAAUGUUGUGUAAAAGAGCGUAAGAGUUUCAUGUCAGAGAUGUUACCCGAAGAUAUCACUGAUGGUGUAUCUAUCCAGUAUAAGCAGUAUCUCAAAAAAGACGAAGAGUCAAGUGUAGAAGAACCACAGCUGGUCAUUGGAGGCGAAGAGGAUCGGGUACCAAAGAAUGACAACGAUGCUAACCUAGCAACUGAUGCAGGUGUUGUGCAUACUCCAAAUGAUGGCGUUGAUCGGGAGCUUCCCUCGGAUUGCACAUUUCCCAUGUCUACUAAUGAUGGGGACACUAGCAAAGAAAACCAGCAGCUUCUUCAUAAAUGCGCCCAAGCACAGAAGAAGAAGGCAAAGCGCAAAAACCAAAGACCAAAAACAUCUCAACGCAAAUCACGGACAGGGAAACAAGAGUGUCAGAAGAAAGAAAACGAACCAGAGUUAUCGGUAAUAGGAAAGGAAUCCAUCCUUCAUAACUUCAGUGCAGAAGCUAUAGUCGAACAAGACGUCGUAUCUGCUAAGCAAUACCCCAUGACACAGUCAUCAGACGCGAGACGUGAUGAAAUCAGCCAUCAGGCUGAAGAGAGGAUUCCUCAUAAGACGCCGACAGCUUCUGAACUAGCCGCAAGUAUAACGGAUGCACAAGAAGGAAAGGUCAAGGGGAUUAAUAAGCUCAACGUUCGGACAAAGCAGAGCAAGUCAAAAAACACGGAUGCAGAGGCUGAAUUAUUGUCUGUGCAAGGAGUUAAGAUCAAUCUCCGAGAGAGCAAAAACCAGAACAGAAAGGAAAGCAAAAAAGGGAAGCAUCGGAACAAUCAUGUCGAUGAUUACCCCAGAAAGGGCCACGCCUGUGGAGUAAUGGGUAGACCUUCCACGCCUUCCACCACCAAGAGGAGUUCAUACGCCACAGCGGCCCAAAAGGGAAACAGCACAGGGAGAGAAAACCACAAAGAAUCAUACCAGAUGAAUGGUAUGGUACAAGAUGGUGCAAGAUCAAAUAAUAGCUUGGAUUCACGUGAUGCGAAGAGCAGCUCGCGUCUUCUCGUCAAGGCAAACAUGCACCAAGGGGAUGCAAGACUUGUCAUCCCAGGAGUUCAGUGUUGUUCCAUUGCUCUCUGUGCCAUCCUCAGGGCGUCCGGCAAAAGCCCAUUGCUCUGGACGCCCGAGGACAUGGACGAUAUAAUCCUCACCGGGGACAGAAAACACAGGGAGACUCAAGAGAGGAUGAAUCGCUCAAAAACCUCGUUUCUCCACAUUGACGAAAUAGAGCUAGAUAUCAAACUACGGGGUCGGCACUUCCACUUGAAGAGAAGUGAUGUAAUGUGUGGUGACAUCAUGAACGAUGGCACAGACAAGAACAGCCCGCUACCAGGCAUUGAGAGUAGCAUUGAAACUCUAAGCGAGUAUGAUAUGUUUAUUGUUAGAUAUUUAUUGUAUACAAUCGCUCUAUUUAAGACAUCUCAAACAUGGUUGUUGUUUGACUCGCAUAAUCGCGAUCAGAAUGGAUUUAGACAUCCUAACGGGAAGGCCGUUCUUCUCGAGUUCAAGACUCUAAGAAGUGUUGCGUGUUACAUCAGGCGGUUCGUGAGUUCCAACGGCUUCAGUGACGAGACGAGUCCACGCCCGCUAGAUGAUUCGCAAUUGAGCUAUGAACUGGCCGGCAUAAAGGUAGCAGUGCUUAGCUGAACCAGGAUCCUUUGCGGUUGGCAAUUACUGGCGAUCCUUUGCUUACUAUUCUUAUAAUAUUGUAUAUUUUGUAUAUAGCUAAUAAAAUAUGUUCAAUAUCA